GUUUUGCAGAGCGCACGGAAGAUAAAAUGCGCCGCGUCACGUCGACUCCCGACGCCGCGCGUCCUGCAUUCGAAUGUCGUCUGUUACCAGCAGCGGGAAUGUAACGCCGACUGGUCUCGAGAGCGGCGAGCGUGUUCUCCUACCUACAGGGUGUCGAGGAAAAUCGGAGCGACGCGGUCGGGCACGCGAUUUACCAGAAUUCAAGUCCGGGAGCCGUCACUCGGGAUAUCCUGCCUCGUCGCCGGAGCCUCGUUGGAGAGGAGGAGGAGGAGGAGGAGGUGGAGGAGAAGGGGACAGGGCCUGAAUCUGCGUCUCUCCGCUCGUCGCUGGAUCUCCUGGGCGCGCGCAUGACGUGGCGGGCGUGCGGAGUGUCACGGACGCUGACAAGUGGACGCGCGGCUCCGCGGGCCGAGCAGUCUCAAUCGCUCCGCGCCGCAAGCGAAUCGCCUCCCUUCGGGCGCGCGACAUGCGCCGCGAAUCGCUCUGAUUGCCACGCAGGGACGCGACGGCCGAGUCGGCUCAUCCGCCUGAAUUGAAGAGGAGGAUAUGGACCCAGAGAAUGUGGGCAAGGAGACCAUACUAAAAGUGACAGACUGGCUGCGCGGGAUUUGGGAGAUGCGACGGCGCGCCAGCGGACCAGUUCAACAAUGGAUCGACUCCAUCCCGUCGUCCGCGAGGUCGGAUGUGGCCACUGCGAGCGAGUGUCAAGAGCGUAGCCACGAGCGCAAACCGUCAACACCAACCGAGCCUAAGGACAUUCCAUUUUCUAAGGACUUGAAGCCUCCAAGCAUGACCGUAUCGGCGCCUAUCAAUGUUCCUAAUUCUCCAGCGAUGAAUACACCGGUGUUACCGAGCUCGCUUCCCCAGCAGAGACUGGCGCGAGACGCGAGCUUUCAGUCGGACAGCAGCCACUGCAGCAGCGUCGAGAGCUUGUUGGAGCUGCGAAAGGCGGACCCGGCUGCGAUACUGCUCGACCUUGGCUUCGGCGGUUCCUCGGCCAGUCCGCAGGAGAACGAUACAAUUUCUCGCAUUCCUAGAAGGUUCCUACAGCCGUCGUCGUUACGAGGCAUCGCCAUAGACGAGUUUAUUAAGCAGCAACAGGAGACCACCGAAUCUUUUGACUCGGUGUCUUUAGGAUAUAGAGGCCUAAUGGGAUCGCCAUAUGUAGCCCCAUCGGAAAUUGUGCAAAAGAUUAUGGAACGUUUGCGGGAGCACGACAGCCACGAACCUGAUACCAGUUUGUAUAAUUGCGACCAGUACAGUUCGUCGCAUCAAAACGGAAAACUCUCCGUGCUGUCUCCUGAUAACAGGCAGUUCCUGGAGCAGCCGCGUUGCAAAAGCCCCGAUAUGCGCAACAAGCGCAUGAUCAUAGGGCAGAAAUCAUUUGCUUUCGGAUGCGAUGGAAAUUUAAUCGAGAUAUCUGCCAGUGACUCGAAACUUACGUGCGAUACAGCAAAUGAUCACAACAGCUCAUUGGAUGCCAGUAAAUCCAUGGAAUUAAAGCAAUCGUCUCCGGAAGGAAGCGUAACGUUUGAACACCAAUAUCUUUCCAAGUAUGACAAGAAGCUGGCGAAACAAUUGUCGUUUGACGAUACUGUCGAAUUUUCCGAAACUGACCAAUUAUCAAAAGAUGAUCGAGAGAUUCAAAGUAGCUUAAAUAUUGCUCAAAGUGGCGCGAAUCUAGACGGUACGGAACAAGAAUCAGAUGUAACUUCGGAUACAACUUCUAGAAAGCAUGAAUUUUCUGAUACUCGAAGGGCUAGCGAUGGUUCGUGUGACAUUGAACGCUUAAAGAAUAAAACAUUAUAUGGGAGACGAUUUAGCGAUAGCGCAAUGCGCAUUGCUGAACGUCAAAGCAAGGAACACACGUUAAUGCAAAAGAGAAAAAGUUUCAAAAGACAGUCUAGAGUAUGUGAUACAACCGCAAUGCACUAUUGCGAUCUAAGUCCUAUUAGAUCUAGCAUUCCGAGUAUAGUAAUAAUAGAACCUAUUGUAGAUAACGAAGUAUCGAAUGAUGUAACUGAUAGUACACUAUUAAAUAUGCCGAAAUCCUUCGAGUCAACCGAGGAGAAAAGCGAUCUGGAGUUAAAAGUAGACACGGAAUCUUCGCUUAGUAAACCUAAUUACUUGCCUUCGCCAUCAAACGUUGGUGAGUCUAUCGACAGAUUAGAAACUACACAGGAGGAUUCGGCGUCGAGCGAUCAUUCUUGUACGGAAGAUAAACAAGCUUGUUGUUACAAAGGUAAAAUAUGUAAAGAUUGUAAGCAUGGCAAAAACUGUCCGGAUUGUUGUUGCCAAGUUAACAAACGGAAAUAUCGGAAAAAGAUGGAAAGGAUCAUGCAGGAAAAUAAGAGAUUGGAGGAUAUGCUAGCGAGAAGUAGGAGGGAGGUGGCAGAGAUUCGCGAUAUGCUUAGCAGUGUGUUAUCGGUCAGGAUGGAACCGGGAUUUUAGGCGGAUUAUUAAAACAGUUGCCGGUUUUGGUAAAACUGUCGUCUUGUGAUACAGGAGAAUGUGUGUAUUAGAGAGAAUUUUUAGAAUACCUUGUAGAAUUUUGGACUUCCUCUUUAACACUCUGAACUGAUCUAUUCUUCUAUUCAGAAAUCAAAUAUUUUCGAACUUCGUGUUUUAUAAGACAUUAACAAAAGAUAUUUCUACAACGUACGUAUUUAAGAAGGUCUUUUAACAUCUAUUUUUAUCCAAAACUAUGAAAAGAUACAGGAAAUGAUACACUUGAUUAUUUUUCUUAAAUAUUAAUACAAAUUCAUGAAAAUAUUAUAAAGUAUCAAUCUUUUUAUACAUUUGAAUUUUAUAUGACUCGUGUAUAUUUUUACAGAUACUUGACGCGAGUUAUGAACUUAAAAAUUUUAUUACAUUUUGAUUUUAACAUUAGCACACGGACCAAAAACAAGUGCAACAGACCUAUCAUAACAAUAUUUUGUUAAUAUUGGCAUAGGGGUACAUGAUGAUUAAGUUUGAAUUAUAUGAAGUAAACUUACAUCAAUUUAAAUAUAUAGAUGGUAUUUUGGGUCGAGAGAAGGUACUUUUGUAAUUGAUACUCGAGGUACUUUAGAACAUUCUUUUACUGAAUAUUACGUCGUCUUGCUUAAACUUUUACAUAAAUUGUGUCGCACAAAAUUUACAUUUUCAUAAAUUUUAUUUUAAUUUAGUCACUCAUGACAACUGACUUGAUGUCUUGCACUAUUUCAACUUUUCUCAUCUUUUAUCUCUUCUUAUUUUCCAAUCGUUACAGGGUUAUGUUAAAUCGUGCAUACAUUCCCGCUAUCAUAUCUCCUGACAUACUUGUUAAGUUUGAAAUAUUGAAUUAAUCCUUGUUACCUUGUAAUUAAAUUUGUUGAUUGAAUAUCUCUAGCUCGUAACUGAAAAAUAAUACUAUCAUAUGUCUUGUUCACGUUUUAUAGAAUUUUUCUGUAUAAAUUAUUUAAUAUUUUUAUACGUAUAGUGUAUAUGCACAAAAGGAAGCACGUGCAAGUUGAGGAAGCGCAAUCAGAGAGCGGUAAUGAAAGUUUGAUACUUUCGUCACUCUUUUUAACAAUUAUAUUUACAGUAAGCUUGAGAAAUGCUGGUCAUUCCGUACUUUAUACAGAAAGCACUUGAGAUCUAGUCUUCUACAACUACUGUUUGUACGGUGAUAAGAUAUUUAACUAUUAAUUCUUAAUCCUCUGCCUUUUCCUUUUACCGCAAUCAAGAUAACGUGUUCCCAAGAAAUUUCAAAGAAACAACUCGUGGUUUUGGGUAUCAAAUUACUGAGAAUUAAUGUAUGCUGCCAUAAUUGGAGUACUUCUUGAAUAAUCGUAUAUUUCCACAUAUCACAUUAUAGAUAUAGACAAUGUACAUUUAUUCAGCUUUAAUCUAACAACGGGAUCAGUAGUUAAUAUGCUAUGAGAAAUCUGCGAUUUAAUAAACCAAACGAAAGGAAGGGAUGAUCUGAUACAAAACAAAUAAUGCGAUAUGCUUGUUCUGUUGAGAUCAGCCAAGUGUGAAUUAUUUGAUAUUAAUGGCGGGACGCUAUACAAAAAUACACGUCGGGAAGGAGGAGAAAAUAUAUUUAAAUACAUUAAAUUAAUAUAUAUAUAUUGUUACGAAAUGUAUAUAUAAGUCUGUCCAUUUUUUACUUAAUGCUUAAAAUGCUAACAUCAAUUGGAAGUUUUUAUUUGAUAUCACUAAAUGCGGAUUUAAUUUUCCUUAAGUCAUAACAUCGUUGUUGAAUAAAGGGAAACGUACUUUAUUUUGUCAUCAUAAUUGUGUUAAUAAAAUCAUAAAAAAAUACAAAAUUAUUUAAAAAAGAAAGAUAAUUCAAUAGAAAUCAAAAGCUUUGGGAUGUUAACGUAUACGUAAUAAAGUGUCCACAGUAAACAUCCACAUUUGACAUGAUAAAUCAGUCUAUCUAUGAUAUAUUUUCCGAUUCCUUACACAAUAUCAAAUGAUGAAAUCCUACUAAGAUACAUAUUACUUAAAGUACGCAGAAAAUAAUUAUACAAACAGAAUAGAAGCAUUGUAGUUUUGUAGGUCAUUAAGGUACAAUGUACAAUUGUGGGAGAACUCAAUAAAUAUUUACCACAAUUGAA
This is a messenger RNA of Vollenhovia emeryi, 4586 nucleotides long. RefSeq lists its product as uncharacterized. The transcript is spliced from 7 exons. Lineage: Eukaryota; Metazoa; Arthropoda; Insecta; Hymenoptera; Formicidae. The coding region runs from base 547 to 2451 and encodes 634 amino acids. The record is from RefSeq and is a predicted model, not a curated record. Gene Ontology annotation, molecular function: signaling receptor binding.